Molecule: messenger RNA, 2314 nt
Organism: Zeugodacus cucurbitae (melon fly)
Lineage: Eukaryota; Metazoa; Arthropoda; Insecta; Diptera; Tephritidae
Product: protein toll
Exons: 1
Coding region: 736-2103 (455 amino acids)
Biological process (GO): innate immune response; toll-like receptor signaling pathway
Cellular component (GO): membrane
Molecular function (GO): protein binding; transmembrane signaling receptor activity
Source: RefSeq, a predicted model, not a curated record
UUGGUAUGGAAGGUCUAAUUAGAGUGGAGAAAGAUUAAAUAUUAAACUCAAUCUAACUAAAAUCAUUAAAAAUGUAUAUAAUAUUCACCUAUAUACUCUGCGGUCUAAUCUUAAACAACAAAAUUGUGUUUGUGCUUGCAACCGAAUCGAACUUUACCGAGCUUAUCGGUCAACCGCAUCACCAAGAGCAUUGCCCAUCGUAUCAAGGAAUGGAUUGUAAAUGUGAGACUAUAUGUACUAUAAAAGAUGAAGUAAGUGAUAUUUAUGUGGGCUUGGAUUCUAAAGGUCGCCAAAUGUUAGUGGUUUGUCCAAAAGAAACAAAACUAAAUAUUACUUUGCUACACAACUCAAGUUAUUUGGAAGCGAAAAAUUGCAAAGACAUCUAUGCUAAUGCUGUACAACAAAAGAUUAAUAUAAAAAACCUGAAUAAACUUACGUUGAUCUACAAUUCGCGAUUUGCUGUUACUGACAUUAUAAUUUAUUUUCAAAAUCUUCUUCAACUACAUAUAAUUGUAAAAUCCACAGAGAACGUUGACUUUUCUCCAAUUAAAUUAAAUUUGAUACCCUUUAUAAAAUACUACAUCCUCCAACUUUACGGACAAAGAUCAAUGAAUAAGCGCACCUUGACGCAGGAAUACUUUCGGUAUUUUGCCGAGAUCAGACGGCUUCAUUACAAGCAUAAACGCUUUAACAAAUUUACCAAUUACAACUAACGAUUUUGUGCGCGAAAUCAAAAUGGCUGGAAAUCCUGUCGUGUGCGAUUGUAAGUUGGCUUGGAUUUACAAUAGCAAUUAUCGUUCCAUUUUUACUGAUUUACAGUGUAAACAGUCGUCAAACGAACUACUAACGGAUGUCGCACAGUUACGACGCGACGAGCUGUGCGCUUGGCAACCCAUACUCUGUCCCACAAACUGCGACUGUUACACACAAUCCGACUGGCUGAACAUCAAUUGCACCGAUAGACAACUUCAUGUUAUUGAACAACUGCUACGCCCCGAACAAGUUGAUCGCAGGAGUUCAAUACUCGAUAUUAGCGUCAAUCGGCUGACUGUUUUGCCGCCAAACACCACCUUCGGCUAUGCCAAUGUUACGCAACUCAACGCCUCGUACAAUAGAAUCACAAGUCUCAGUCGCUUCCAACUGCCCGCCAAUCUAACGGUUUUAGAUAUACGCAGUAAUGACUUAAAAACUUUAACUGAUGAUUUGCUGCGCGCGAUUCUCAAUGACAGCGACAAUCUACAGUUUUUGUAUCUGAGCGAAAAUGCUUGGAUGUGCGAUUGUGCUGCGCGGAAUUUGUUGUACACCGUUCGUGCACAACAGCGACGAAUACCCGAUGUCAAGCUGCUAAACUGUAAUAAUUUACAGAAUGUGACGCUGCUCACAGCAAAUGUGGUCGACUUGUGCAAUGUUGAAGGUUCGUCGUUUACGAUCGCAAGUAUCACAAUCGCAGCAUUAGUCAUCAUUAUUUUUCUUCUGCUUAUCGCACUAUAUUAUAAAUAUAAUUUGGAAGUGAAAGUCUGGCUACAUGCUCGCAAUAUAUUGACUUGUUAUAUACAUGAAUCUGAAUUGGAUAAGAAUAAAAAAUGCGAUGCCUUUAUAUCGUAUGCCCAUCAAGAUGCUGACUUCGUCAACCAAACCCUACUGCCGCGUCUUGAAGAGUGCGAAGAUCCACCAUUUCUCAUAUGCACACACGAACGUAAUUGGCUGUCUGGCACCUAUAUACCGGAACAGAUUAUCGAAUCGGUCGAUCAGUCGCGUCGUACGAUCAUAGUGUUGUCGCAGCACUUCAUCGAAUCCGAUUGGGCGCGCAUGGAGUUUCGCACAGCGCAUCAAUGCUCGUUGAAUGAGGGUCGUGCGCGCAUAAUUAUUGUCAAAUACGGUGAAAUUACGAACACUGAUUUGUUAGAUAAGGAAUUGAGAGCAUAUUUGCAGAUGAACACUUAUUUGGAUUGUGAAGAUCCCAGAUUCUGGGAUAAAUUACGCUAUGCCAUGCCACAUAAAGCAGCGGGUAGAGAACGGAGUACCGAUAUGUUGGAAGUCAAUGGACGAAUAUAUGUUACGGAACAAGUUGAGUUAAAUGGUUUGCGUGACGAGAGUGCUUAACAAUUAUAUAUAGGAGGAACAAAUAACUUGGUAAAAAAUAACUGGAUUCUUGGACACACUGACUAUACACAAUACAUUUUAUUCAAAUAGUUUAUAUAAUAAAUUCUAUUGUAUACUUAAUACAGAAAAUAUGAAUCAUUUUAUUAAAAAUUUGAGUAAGCAAUGAAGCCACCGGAAGUCUAAAAAAAAUUAUGUGUGGUUUGCAACACAA